Leptonychotes weddellii (Weddell seal) is the source of this 2949-nucleotide messenger RNA. The record is from RefSeq and is a predicted model, not a curated record. Lineage: Eukaryota; Metazoa; Chordata; Mammalia; Carnivora; Phocidae.
AUGGCCCACUCACAACUUUUCCCUUCUCGGAUGAUGGCAACACCAUUCUUCUGGUUGCUCAUGCCAGAAUCCUUGGAGUUAUUCUCAGCUACUUUUUGUUUCAUCCCCACAACCAACUUGUCAGGAAUACCCUUGGCUCUGCCGUCAAAAUAUAAUGUCAUAUUUUAUCUUGUUUCAGAGCCACCAGAUAUUACAGAAGAAGGAUUUGAAGAUUCUUUGGCAACAGAUGAUUUCCUUGUGGACUACUUUAAUGAAUUCCUAAGCCUUCCAACCUUUUCAGAGGCAAUUAGAUUUAACGUGGAUUUUGGAGUUUUUGAAAUAGUUAACAAUGCUCCACAACUUCUGGAAAAGCAACUGAAAAAAAUUCUACAAAACCAGCAACCUCGAAAUCCCAUCUAUGAUGUUGUAAGGAAAGGAAAGAAUGAUGUUAAACCUGUUCAGAUGAAUGCCCCCUAUGAAGAUGAAACCAUUAAUAUAAACUACAAUAUCAUGGUAAGAAGACAUCUUGAGAAGAUGAAAAAAUGCUAUCUAGUAAGCAAUGGAGAUUGCUACCUUUCUGCAGAAAUAUUAUCAAAACUUAAACUGCUAGACGCAUCUCAGUGGAAUGAAGAACACUUAAGAAAUAUUCAGGCUGAGGUUGUAAAACCCUUACUUCUAUAUUGGGCACCAAGAUUCUGUGUUACUCAUUCAUCCUCAGCAAAACAUGCUAGUGCUGAACUGAAAUUCUGGCACCUCCGUCAAGAGAAACCAAGGAAGGAUGUUGACCCAUUUCCACAAAUGGCAACCCUCUUGCCAUUAAGACCUAAAUCUUGCAUUCCACAGAUACCUGUUAUGCAGAAAGAAGAAUCCAGUUUAUUACAAAGUCCUAAAUCUCCCAAGAAACCACCUCGAGUGAAAACAGCAGUUCAAAAACCUUGGAGGAGCAAGUCUUUGUAUCUAAUUUCUUCGAAGGAUGAUGUGAUUGAGAAAGGGUUGAGGCGCAGGUCAGAAAGCAGCAAAAUUAUUCGCUUAACAUCUUUUACUGACAUUUCUGAAUGUCUGAAACCCCAGCUGGAUAGAAGAUACACCUACACAGAAGAACCUUUGGUUAAAACCAUGGCAGAUAGUGCCUUGGGAGGAUUUGACAUGGAAAAUUUGUUGCAGACUUUGUAUGUAGAAAAUAGAGCUGGAUUCUUCUUUACUAAAUUCUGUGAACAUUCAGGAAACAAGUUGUGGAAGAACAGUGUGUACUUUUGGUUUGACCUACAGGCUUAUCAUCAGCUUUUCUACCAAGAAACACUUCACCCUUUUAAAGUAUGCAAACAAGCCCAAUAUCUUUUUGCCACAUACAUUGCUCCUUCGGCUACUCUUGACAUUGGACUCCAACAGGAAAAGAAAAAAGAAAUCUAUAUGAAAAUACAGCCACCAUUUGAAGACCUUUUUGACACAGCAGAAGAAUAUAUCCUUCUCCUCCUUCUUGAGCCCUGGACAAAGAUGGUAAAAUUAGACCAAGUUGCUUUUGGAAAGGUGGGGCUGAUGGAAGAAACUCGACAGCUAGAUUCCACAUACUUCAGAAAGCUACAGGCUUUGCAUAAAGAGACGUUUUCCAAGAAAACUGAGGACACUAUUGGUGAAAUUGGAACUGGUAUUUCACGGCUUCCUGAGGUCUCUAAAAAAACAGAAUACUGGAAUAAUGUUCCUGAAGAAUAUAAGCACUUUAAUUUUAAUGACCUGCUUAACAACAGACUGGAGUUUGAACAUUUCCGUCAGUUUCUUGAGGCUCAUUCUUCAAGUAUGGACCUUAUGUGCUGGUCAGACAUUGAACAGUUCCGAAGAAUAGUUUAUGGAGACCGAACACAAAGAGAAGCAAAAUCUAUAUAUAUUAAAAACAAAUACCUUAAUAAAAAAUAUUUCUUCGGCCCCCAAAGUCCAGCUUCUCUAUAUCAGCAGGACCAGAUAAUGAAUUUAAGUGGUGGCUGGGGAAAGAUGCUCCAUGAGCAGCUUGAUGCACCUGUUCUACUUAAAAUUCAGAAGCAUGUCCUCAAUAAGCUAGAAAACAUGUGGUUGCCAUUGUUUCUUGCAAGUGAACAGUUUGCAGCACGUCAAAAGAUAAAGGUACAGAUGAGAGACAUAGCCGAAGAGCUCUUGUUACAGAAGCAUGAAAGGAAAAUCGGGGUCUGGAAGCCUGUGGAGAGUAAGUGGAUAUCUUCAUCUUGUGAAAUCAUUGCAUUUCGUAAAGCAUUAUUGAAUCCAAUUACUGCAAGACAAUUUCAACGGUUUGUGGCUUUAAAAGGAGAUUUAUUGGAAAAUGGUGUACUCUUUUGGCAAGAAGUACAAAAAUAUAAGGACUUGUGCCAUUCUCAUUGUGAUCAGUCCAUCAUUCACAAGAAGAUCAUGACUAUUAUCAACUGCUUUAUUAAUUCUAGUAUUCCACCAGCUUUACAAAUUGACAUUCCAAUAGAGCAAGCCCAGAAGAUUAUUGAACAUAGGAAGGAGUUAGGACCAUAUGUGUUUAGGGAGGCACAGAUGACAAUUUUUGGGGUUCUAUUUAAAUUUUGGCCUCAAUUUUGUGAGUUUAGGAAGAAUUUAACUGAUGAAAAAAUUAUGAGUAUUUUAGAGAGAAGACAAGAAUAUAAUAAGCAGAAAAAAAAAUUGGCAGUCAUAGAAGAUGAAAAAUUUGCAAAGGAUGGACUCAAACAAUAUGCAAGUUCUUCAGGAUCUGCUAUCAAAACAGUUACUCUAGCCACUGACCCAGUUUUAGGCAUACAAGCAUAUGGUCGACAGCCAACCUGGUGCUACUCCAAGUACAUAGAAGCCUUAGAACAGGAAAGGGUUCUUCUUAAAAUUCAAGAAGAGCUGGAAAGAAAGUUAUUUACAGCUACACCAUCUUUUACAAAUUUUAAGUCUCCUGCUUCAGCCAUGUCUUUGAAAAAGACCACAUCUUCCCACAACAUCCAGAGAAUUCCUUAA